AUGGAUAUGAAAACACCAUUGUCGUUGGCUUUAGUUUUCGUAUCGGUUUUCGCGGUUUACUGUUUCGAUCAUGCACUGUCUACCACAGUCACAUAUGACCAUAGGGCACUGGUUAUUGAUGGCAAGAGGAGGGUAUUGCAGUCUGGUUCAAUCCAUUAUCCUAGAAGCACCCCAGAGGUUUGGCCCGAACUUAUUUGGAAAUCAAAGGAAGGUGGAUUGGACGUGAUUGAGACUUACGUUUUCUGGAACUACCAUGAACCAGUCAGAGGAGAGUACUACUUUGAAGGUAGGUUUGACCUGGUGAAGUUUGUGAGAACAGUGCAGGAAGCUGGCCUUAUGGUUCACUUGAGGAUUGGUCCAUAUGCUUGUGCUGAAUGGAAUUUUGGUGGAUUCCCUCUUUGGUUACAUUUCAUUCCUGGGAUUCAAUUCCGAACUACGAAUGAUUUGUUCAAGAAAGAAAUGCUGCGUUUUCUCGCCAAAAUCGUAGGCCUAAUGAAGGAAGAGAAGCUUUUUGCAUCACAAGGAGGGCCUAUCAUUCUUGCUCAGGUUGAAAAUGAAUAUGAGCUUGUUGAAUGGGCAUAUGGGGUUGCAGGAGAAUUGUAUGUCAAUUGGGCUGCAGAAGCUGCUAUCAGUCUUAAUACAACAGUGCCUUGGGUGAUGUGUCGACAAGAAGAUGCGCCUGAUCCAAUCAUAAACACAUGCAAUGGGUUUUAUUGUGAUCAGUUCACUCCGAAUUCUCCAUCAAAACCAAAAAUGUGGACCGAGAACUACAGUGGAUGGUUUAAAUCAUUCGGAUAUCCAAUUCCUCAUCGACCGGUUGAGGACCUUGCUUUUGCCGUUGCACGUUUUUUCGAAAUGGGUGGAACUUUUCACAACUACUAUAUGUAUUUUGGUGGAACCAAUUUCGGGCGAACAGCCGGAGGUCCUCUUGUGGCAACAAGCUAUGAUUAUGAUGCCCCAAUAGAUGAAUAUGGUUUUAUCAGGCAGCCGAAAUGGGGACACCUACGCGAUUUGCACUUGGCGAUAAAGCACUGUGAGGAGUAUUUGAUCAGAUCUGAUCCAACUCACCAGCAGCUUGGUCACAAUCUAGAGGCACAUAUCUACUAUAAGUCCUCCAAUAAAUGUGCAGCAUUCCUUGCAAAUUAUGACAGCGAACUUGAUGCAAAUGUUACAUUUAAUGGAAACUUGUACUUCCUUCCGGCUUGGUCCGUAAGCAUCCUUCCAGACUGUAAGAAUGUCAUUUUUAACACUGCAAAGGUUGUGUCUCAGAGAAUUUUGGCUCAUACAACAACUGCUAAUAAGUUAAUAUUGUCAGCAACAUCAUGGAGCUGGUAUGUGGAAAAACCAGGUGUUUGGGGCAAUAACUCAUUUACGGAAUCGCGUUUGUUGGAGCAGAUUAAUACGACAAAAGACACUAGCGAUUACCUAUGGUACACAACAAGUAUAAAUAUCAUGCCUGGUCAAUCGAAAGAGGUCUUCCUGCUUAUCGAAAGUCUGGGACAUGCGGCACUUAUUUUUGUCAACAAAAAGCUUGUUGCUUUUGGAUAUGGUAAUCAUGAUGAUGCCAGCUUUUCAAUCAAUGAGAAAAUUAGUCUUGUUGAAGGGAACAAUACAUUGGAUAUUAUGAGCAUGAUGGUUGGUCUACAGAAUUUUGGUCCGUGGUUCGAUGUUCAAGGGGCAGGAAUCUUUUCAGUGGUUCUAAUUGAUCCAUGGAAUAACAAAUAUGAUGUUUCCGCUGAAGAAUGGACCUAUCAGGUGGGACUUGAGGGAGAAUACCUUGGACUAGAUAAAGUAAUUCAUGCAAAUAGUUCAGUGUGGAUAAAGGGGAGUGUUCCACCUAUCAACAAGACAUUGAUUUGGUACAAGGUUUCUUUCCUUACACCUCAAGGCAACGGUCCUUUGGCCUUAAAUCUCACUAGUAUGGGGAAAGGUCAAGCAUGGGUCAAUGGACAGAGCAUAGGCAGAUACUGGCCAGCCUAUCUAUCACCAUCCGAAGGUUGUACCGAGAACUGUGAUUACCGAGGAGAAUAUGAUUCCACAAAAUGUCAAAAGAAUUGUGGCCAACCUGCUCAAACAUUAUAUCACGUCCCACGCUCUUGGGUACAUCCUGGUCAGAACCUAUUAGUACUUCAUGAAGAGCUUGGUGGUGACCCUACAAAGAUUUCAGUACUGACAAGAACCGGUCAAGAGAUUUGUUCAUUCGUAUCGGAGGAUGAUCCUCAGCCAGCUGACUUUUGGAUACUGAACAUGGGAUUCGGGUCUAGAAGUCCCGAAGCUCGACUGACCUGUGAACAAGGUUGGCACAUUACUUCAAUCAACUUUGCUAGUUUUGGAUCUCCACAAGGAAAUUGUGGUGCAUUCAGUGUAGGGACUUGUCAUGCUAACAUUCUACCAAUGGUUCAGAAGGCUUGCAUUGGUGAAGAGCAGUGCUCGGUACCUGUUUCCACCGCAAACCUCGGUGACCCUUGCCCUGGUGUGCUGAAAACCCUUGCCAUUGAAGCUAUGUGUAGUGACUAA
Messenger RNA from Gossypium raimondii (Peruvian cotton), 2517 nucleotides. Its product is annotated as beta-galactosidase 8. Gene Ontology annotation, cellular component: vacuole; cell wall. The coding region runs from base 1 to 2517 and encodes 838 amino acids. Gene Ontology annotation, molecular function: carbohydrate binding; beta-galactosidase activity. The record is from RefSeq and is a predicted model, not a curated record. Lineage: Eukaryota; Viridiplantae; Streptophyta; Magnoliopsida; Malvales; Malvaceae. The transcript has 19 exons. Gene Ontology annotation, biological process: carbohydrate metabolic process.